Beauveria bassiana ARSEF 2860 is the source of this 3456-nucleotide messenger RNA. RefSeq names its product IQ calmodulin-binding domain-containing protein. The record is from RefSeq and is a predicted model, not a curated record. Lineage: Eukaryota; Fungi; Ascomycota; Sordariomycetes; Hypocreales; Cordycipitaceae. Gene Ontology annotation, cellular component: SAS acetyltransferase complex. The coding region runs from base 1 to 3456 and encodes 1151 amino acids. Gene Ontology annotation, molecular function: histone acetyltransferase activity; protein binding. The transcript has 6 exons.
AUGGCGGCCUCGGACGCUGCACCUUCAUCACUAGCAACGGAUCCGAUAUUAUACAACGAAUACAUGGCGUCGCUUGUGCCUCCAACAAAGGAAAGAUUUCACGAGAUUGCUCAAAUUCAGAUGGAAAAGGAAAGCGAAAAUCGCAGAAAAAUGAAGGAGCAACAGAGGCUGUCGACCGACCCGACACUGCUGCCGGAGGACCAACAAGGCCAAGACGCCGCAGCCAGGGUGAUUCAAAAAACAUUUCGGGGCUACCGUGCUCGCAGAGAAAUGGACGGCUACAGCAUCAACCCCAGUACCCGCUGGGUCGCCGCCGUACGCGACGCUCAGUUUCGGGAGACGCACCGUCCAAGACCCCGCGCUCUCUCAGAGGCCGCGAGCGUCGCUGGAGAGGCGCGACCGCCCUCGGCCAGCGCCCGCCAUAACUGGAGAAAGGCUGGGAUGGUGGCCUUUCGGGCUGGCCGCGAUGCUUCAGACAGCGAGUCGGACUCGGAUUUGGACAGCCCCGACAGCCCGGACGCGGCUAGCCCGGAAGCCAAGGCCGCCAAAAGACAACAGCGCCAGGUCGAGAAUGCGAAGCGCCGAGCCGAGGCUCGAACGAUGGGACUGCAGUACUUUUUAGAAAUGAUUGAUGCGAAGCACCGCUACGGAAGCAAUCUGCGCAUAUACCAUGAGGAGUGGAAAAGGUCAGACGCGCAGGAAAACUUUCUGUACUGGCUCGACUACGGCGCUGGUCGCAACGUUGAGCUGGACGCCUGCCCGCGUGAGCAGCUGGAGCGCGAGCAAGUGCGGUACUUGUCGCGAGAGGAGAGGCAGUACUAUCUGGUCAAGGUCGAUGCCGAGGGGAGACUGUGUUGGGCAAAGAAUGGUGCUCGCAUCGAUACGACGGAGCAAUUCAAGGACAGCAUUCAUGGUAUUGUUCCGGCUGACGAUACGACGCCGGCGUUUAGGCCGUCUGCCAAUCCUCUGGCAGGCACCUCGGGUUCGGACUCGGAUUCCUCCAUCGAGUCGAGGCGGGAGGCUGAUCGUGCCAACAAAUAUGCAACCCCCGAGUUUGACAAUGCUUCCGGUGUCCAAAAGAUUCACCACCUGUCGACGUCAACCAUCAUCAACAAGCUGCUGCGCAAGUCUGUCCGCCCAAACUGCUGGAUCUUUGUCGCCGACACCAACUUUCGACUCUACGUCGGCAUCAAGGACUCUGGCGCCUUUCAGCACUCGUCCUUUCUCCAGGGCGGCCGCAUCUCCGCCGCGGGGCUCAUCAAGAUCAAGAAUGGGCGUCUACAGUCGCUGUCUCCUCUGAGCGGGCACUAUCGGCCGCCCUCGUCCAACUUUCGGGCUUUUUUGCAGAGCCUCAAGGCGGAGAACGUGGACAUGGGCCAUUUGACGGUUUCAAAGUCGUAUGCGGUGCUGGUCGGGCUGGAGGCGUACGUGAAGACGACCAAAAAGAGCAAGAACUUUGUGAACAAGCUGCUGCGGACAAGGGACAAGGCGGCAGAUACAAAGCCUGCGCAAAUGGCCAUGAAGAAGCUCAACCUGCAGCAUACCUGCAAUGCAUCCCCAUCGCCUUUGUCAGGAAUGCCCCGCUCGGACUGUGACUCUGACACCUCUGAACUUGGUGUUUACUGCAUUUUGCGGAUAGAAAUCCUGGAUGUUUGUGCAACCAUUGCUCGUGUCCAGUGCCAAAUGGGCACAUCUCUGCUCGUCUUAAAAAAACCCGUGAUCUCGCUUUUACACGCAAGGGUAGUGCAAACGAGGGCGAAAAGUUCCACGUUUGAGUCAAGUCGCGUCAGGAAGGUCCGACUAUUUAUGACUGCCCGAAUACAGGCGUGGAUCCCUCCAUCUGUCGCGCACGACCUUCGCCAAGUACGAUGCCAGGCCGCUGCCAUAUUGUCCAUGGCUUCCGUCACCCGCUCGACCCGACGACCUGAAGUCUUCCCACCUCCUCACCUCAACGGGCACGCUCCCAUGGCACGCGCGACGCCGGCCCUCUUCCACCAUCCGCCGCCGCAGCAACAGCCGCAGGCAAGUCGCACCAAGCGAGCCAUCGAGGCCACUGGUCUCGAUUUUGCCACGGUCAAUACCAAGAAGACGAGAAUCGCCGUAGAGAUUGUCGCCAGGCCCUCCGCGGCACCACCACCACCGCAGAAGGUGCAGCCUCCCCUCCCAACACCACCACAACAACCAGUAGCGGUAGCGGCUGCCCCUGCUGCGCUGUGCGCCACGCCGCCCGAAGCAAAUCUCGACGUCACGAGGCACAAGGCAAAAGUUAUCAAUGGCAUCAAGCACGAGCUGGAUAGGCUCCAGCCCGACAUGGCCGGUACAAAGGAUCCUGGUCGAGAGCCUGGCCGCAAACUGCGCUCCCAGGAGGCUACGCGCUUCAAAAGCGACCUCUCCGCCUACUUUCCAGACUAUGACGAGGUCAUUGGCAACGAGCCCAAAGAACAACAUUUAUUGAACCUCGAUACCCCCAUCAUAAUUGUCGACUCGGGCUCUCGACGCCUCCCUCAAGCUGGACUCUCACAACCACAAAUGGACAUAUUUCCUGUCCGAGGUUAUGGCGAUGCUCUGUAUACUGAUGUCUUUGAUGCGCAACAAAUAGAUUUUGGGUUUUUGGAGGCACAGUACAAAAACCGGGCGCUAGAGGACCCUCUGCCAGACAGCACCUUUGAACCCAUACACCGGCGAGCCGAGAGGGUCGAGAGAUCAAUACGAAAUUCGGAAAAAGGACGCGCACAACACGAAAAGGAUCAAAUUAUACGACUGCUAGAGGGCCUGCAAGGCCACGACUGGCUUAGGGUUAUGGGUGUCAGUGGAAUCACCGAGACAAAGAAGAAGACGUUUGAACCUGCGCGGGCUCAUUUCAUCAAAGGCUGCCAAGGCAUAAUCGACAAGUUUAAGAACUGGAGCUUGGAAGAGAAGCGCCGAAAACAAGAGAGAGAAAGGACGCUAGCCGCCGAGCACGCCCAGGAAGAGCUCAAAGAAGUCCAAGAUGGUGACGCAGAAGAUGAGGAGAUGGACGACGUCAAUGACAGCACCCCGACUCACCAAAGUAGAAGUGAAGAUGGUCGCGGUAUUGAUGAAGAAGAUGAGGACGCUUUGAUGAACUCACAAGACAACAGCAGUGAAGCUUCUUCAUCAUCGCCAGCAAAACAGCUGCGGCAAGAAGCUAUGGCUCGCUCCAAGAUGACGGCGAAGCGUCCCCGGUCUGAUACGGUAGCCAUAACACCGAGACAAUCCGAGACACCAAAGGAGUUCAAGUCUUUUUUCAGCAAGAAAUAUGAACGCGAUGGAGCGCUCAAUAAGCAUCGGCGAGCUGGGAGAAACAUUCUAGCUUGGGGGCAUCCGAUACCGGACAUUGCAGAGAUGGACUUUGAUUUGCCAGAAGAUUAUCGUGAUGAUGAGCUUUUAAAGGCCAGAGCACGAAAAAGGCGACGAGACAAGCGGUCAAAACCUUGA